UCUGUAAUGAAAACUUCCUGUUAGCAGACCGCUGUGUCUGUGCUCAUACAAUCUGGCUGUUAUUGUUUACGGUCAGACUAAUAUAAAGUAGGUCAUGGGAAAAGGAAGCGGAGCUAGCCCCUCAUUCAGCGGUCGUGUAUGAGCUGCCGAACAUUAGGUAUGUCCGAGGGAACAUCGUCUCUGUGUGCUGUCAAUGAUUUUGCUUGAACGCUGGUCGUCGACAACAGGCAGCUGGACUAAACCUGAGCUGACAGACAGGAUCUCACAUUGGAGCGACUGGUGCUGCCAUGUCCAGAAGAAGCAGGAACAGCCGUGCAUGGCGAUAUGUCUGGGGUGGAAUACGACGGGAUGCUGAUGCUCGGGCUCUUGUCUUGGCCUCUGAGAGUGAAGACUGGAGCUAUGAUCGCCUGGAGUACAGUGAUUCCGACUCUGAGGCGGACUUUUCAGCAGUAAUGGUCCCUCCAGUGCCCAGUGCAGUGCCUGUUACUGGUGAGUCCUACUGUGGUUGUGAUUCCCAGGCUGAGACCAACUACAACCCACAUCUCCGAGGCUUCCACCAAGUUAAAGACUGCCACUGUGGAGAGGACGACCAAGAGUUUGACUGGGUUUGGGACGCCAACAGUCGAUCAACAGCAACGUUACUUAGUUGUGACAAUCGCAAAGUGAAUUUCCACUCCGAGUACAGCUGUGGUACAGCAGCAAUCCGUGGUUCCAAAGAACUAGCAGAAGGGCAGCACUUCUGGGAAAUCAAGAUGACAUCCCCAGUGUAUGGAACAGACAUGAUGGUGGGCAUCGGUACUUCUGACGUCAACCUGGACAAAUACAGACAUACAUUUUGCAGCUUACUUGGAAAAGAUGCAGACAGCUGGGGCCUUUCUUACACUGGCUUGUUGCACCAUAAAGGAGACAAGAUGAACUUCUCUUCCCGGUUUGGACAGGGUUCUAUCAUUGGAGUCCAUUUGGACACGUGGCAUGGCACACUGACAUUCUUCAAGAAUCGAAAGUGUAUAGGUGUUGCUGCCACAGAGCUCCAAAACAAGCGGUUCUACCCAAUGGCCUGCUCCACGGCAGCAAAAAGCAGCAUGAAGGUGAUCCGGUCCUGCUCUGCACCCACCUCCCUGCUCUACCUUUGCUGUGCUCGCCUUCGCCAGCUGCUGCCGGACUGUAUAGACACCCUGGACGUGCUGCCUCUACCACCAGGCCUUCGUCAGUUACUGCACAACAAACUGGGUUGGGUGCUCAGUCUGAAUAGUGGCAGCACAGAGGAAACUCCAGAUGGCUCUGAGAGGCCUUCUCACUUACCCGUCCCUCCUUUGGCUGGACCGUCCUCCUCUGAAAGCGACUCAGAGGGCUGCACCUCAGACCCCGAAGCCUCUCAGAGGAAGAGAUGCCGCUGGACAUGACUGGACAGCCAAAUUACUACCUCCUCUUAAACACUGGCAGACAUUAUUGUCCUGUGACAACUAUCCGAGCGUUACCGACCUGCCUCAAGCUUCCCUCGACAUAAGUGUUACCCAGUAAAAGAACGUCUCUAGGCUGAGAUGAGGGAGGUGAUAAACUGACUGCAGGUUUUGUGCCUGCACGUUUUUACUGUGAUCUUUCUUGCCAAUCAGAUGUCUUCAUGCUCAUCAGACGCUAGUAUCCAAACCAGCUUUAGUAACAAGUGAAAAAAGAUAUGGUGUUGUUCUGUUACUCAGCAUAUUUAAGUGCAAAUUUGUUGCCAUGCAUGAAUGGGGUUGACUAUAUACUGUAACACUGAGGUCAAGUAUGGCUGCAUUUUGCUGGUCAUUAGGUUUUGGAAAUGAGACUGUAAACUACAUUCUGUGUUCUCAUCCUGUAUGCAAAUAAUGUAUAUUGUUACCAGUCUAAUGCGACUAAUGCAUUAUUGAAGUAGUCUGUUACUUGCUGGCAUCUGCUGUUUUUUUUAAUUGCAUAAGUAAGUAUCAGUGGAACAAUAGGCUAUUUAUUAACUCCCCGCACAUCUUGGCUCUGAAGUUUAAACUUUCAAAUAAUUCAGAUGGAUUAGCAACUUAAAAGAAACAGUAGAAUAAAAGUAAAGUAACUUGGUUGUGCUUUACAAGCUUUUAGUCCUUCGAAGGUAAAAAAUAGUUUUUUAAUUCUUUGUUUUCAAACUAGUUCAUCCAGGUCAAAUUUUUCAGCAGACAUUUUUUUUUCUCAAGACGCCUAUAUGUUUCAUUUGUGAAAAUGCUUGCUUCUUUUUGUAGAAGUUGUAUGAAUUUCCUUUUUUUUUUUUUUUAAAUGUAAGAACUGACAUUGAGAUACAUGCAUCUCUCAAAUGAGACUGCCACUGAUUUUCUGUAAUAUUUCAUUAUGUGUUUUUUAUGUUUUAACAAAAUAUGAAAAGAGCAGUUUUAAUGCCACAUUUUUGUGCUAAUCUGUUUAUGCAAUGGUUCUUUUGGGCUUUCACAUGCUUUGUACCACCCUUUCUGUUACCAGCUCUCAUUCAUUAAGGUCAUUUUCUAAAUAUGGUCAGCCCCUGUUGGCAUUAUCAUCAUUGAAAGCAAUUAUCUGAAUCUAGUUGAUUCUAGUGAAUUUUGUUUCUCUGAAAAACUUGGAGCUUGAUUGUUACUGACUAAAUUCCACCCAAACACAACCUGUAAAUGGAAUGAAAACAUGUUACUGCCACCUUUAAGUCUGCAGGGGCUGUGUUACAGGUAUUAACUGAUAUAAUUGGCUGUUUAUCAGGUAAUAAUGAUUAAUAUGGGAGCUAAAGACCUGGGUCAGACCUUACAUGUAAAUAAAUCGUACUUUUAGUUGUCAAAUAUCAAACCAUGACAUUACGUACACAACUUCUGCAUUAAUAGUAUUUUACCAAGGUCUGAAAGUUAACACCAGAUGCCAACUACUGCCUCUGAUCUCAUCUUUUCCUUAUGGUCUUAGUUUAGGGAGACCUGAAACACAUUUAAAAGGUACUAUGCAAUACAAGAGUUUUCUGUGGUGAUGGUAUUCUGAAGAAAUUUGAGAUUUAGGAGGCAUAGGCAAGACAACAGUAGUAGUUUUACCAGAGAACCAUGGUCUUUUUUCUUAAACAUUCAGUAAUUUAACCACCAAGAUGUAUUCAUUGUCCAACAGAUGCAUUUCUUGUCUUUAUUCACAGUAUUUGUCUUCACAUUGAUGCAUUCAAGCACUUUUUUCUUACUAUUAUACUGUAAAUAGUAAAUUCUAAAUGUUUCUUCUGUACCAUGUCAUAUUAAUAAUACUGUAUGUAAAGGCCUUUCUGUUUAACUGAUCAGCAUGAUUUUCAGCUGAAAAUAAAAUGAAUGCUAAAUAUGUACAAA
Molecule: messenger RNA, 3299 nt
Organism: Sphaeramia orbicularis (orbiculate cardinalfish)
Lineage: Eukaryota; Metazoa; Chordata; Actinopteri; Kurtiformes; Apogonidae
Gene: spsb3a
Product: splA/ryanodine receptor domain and SOCS box containing 3a
Exons: 7
Coding region: 288-1403 (371 amino acids)
Biological process (GO): proteasome-mediated ubiquitin-dependent protein catabolic process
Cellular component (GO): SCF ubiquitin ligase complex
Molecular function (GO): protein binding
Source: RefSeq, a predicted model, not a curated record